Cylicostephanus goldi is the source of this 543-nucleotide messenger RNA. NCBI's taxonomy places the organism in Eukaryota, Metazoa, Nematoda, Chromadorea, Rhabditida, Strongylidae. The record is from the annotation of a GenBank genome assembly.
CUGUACCAAACUUGCCUUUUCAGCCCUCUUUUCGUAACCUGGAAGAAAGGUAGCCAUCGGCGACUUCGAGGCUGCAUAGGAACAUUUUCACAAUUACACUUACACACGGGUCUCCGAGACUAUGCUAUUACUAGUGCAUUUCAUGAUUCGCGUUUUGAUCCGGUACGAAAGGAGGAAAUCCCUCACCUAUACUGUGGUGUUUCUUUACUAAUCAAAUUCGAAUCUGCUCAUGACUAUAUGGAUUGGACAAUUGGUAUUCACGGAAUUCGUAUUCAUUUUAUGGACGGUAGUGUACGCAGAGAUGCUGUGUAUCUGCCGGAAGUCGCUUAUGAACAAGGCUGGGACCAUUUGGAAACAAUCAAUAAUCUCAUUGAAAAAGGCGGCUACAGAGGACGCAUCGAUGAAGGCUUUCGACUAUCCCUCCAAGUAACACGUUUCCAGUCCAGUAAAGUGAUGAUCUCCUAUGACGUACGUCGCCACUCAACUUUCGUUUCGGCGUUAUACAGUAAUAUCAGCGCUGUUUUAGGACUACAUGCGGUAUAA